AAAACGACGUCUUAUUGCUCUAAUUUUUGUUUUUGGUUUUUUAAAAGUAUCUGAUCCUUUUUCUUUUUUUUUUUUAACCAAAAUAAACUGACGUUUGGCAAUGUUAACAGUAUCUUCUCGUUCUCUGUCCGAUGAAGAGUAGACAAAGUGGGUGAUUUGAUAAGAGAAUUAGAAGAAGAUGAAGAUGAAGAUGGGUAUGGGUUUUGUUACAGUCUCUCUUUUGAAAUGUAGUUUUUGGUGUUGACUUCGACGAUGAGUUCGUAGUGAUUUUGGGUCUCUGUUUUGUUGAUGAGAAUUCGAGGGCUUGGCUACUGAUCAAAGGGUGUAGUAAAGAGAGAGGAUUUGAUUCGAAAUUGUGGGAUUGAUGGAGAUGUUUUCAGUGGAUUGAAGAAGGGCGAUAUUGGGUUGAAAUCGGAAGAGACAACGUUGCUUUCUUUUCAGAUAUUAACUUCAGAUUUCAUAGCCAUUGGGUCAUUUUAGGUCUCUUUGGUUGAUGAAAAUUUGAGAGUUUUGCUCUGGUGAUGAAGGGUGUAUAGAGAAAGAGGAUUUGAUUGGACAUUUGGGGAUAGAUGAGGAAGUUUUUGGUGGAUUGAAGAAGGGUCACGCUACAACAAAAGUUGGGUAUAGGGUUCAAUUCAACUAAUGCUCUGAAAACCCUAAUUUUGUUGACCUGGGGAAGAGGAAAAGCAGAAGGGUCGCAAAAUAACUUAAACGCCUGCUAUAAUCUUCUUUUAAAACUCAGUGCAAAACCGUGUCGUUUUGCGCGGGGUGUUUUCUUAUUUUUCGAGAUCAAAAUAUCUCUAGUCACGCUUUACUAUUAUAAUGGCGGGUGAAGUUCAUCCCAUGAAUAGUGAAUUUUGGUAUUAUAAUGGUGUUCAAUGGUGAAUUUAGUUGUUGUAAAGUUACUAUUUGCUUACAUGUGAAUUUCAUAACAUUACACUAGUGAAAUUCAGCUACUUUACAUAGAAAUUCACCAUUGAUAGUGAAGUAGCUGGUUCCCAUGUCCUGUUCAUACAUAUUCAGGAAUAUGGAUGAUUUGGUGGAAGCAAAGGAUCCCACAAAAGUAUAAAGAAUAGAUGACCGGCUUUCUGUUCUUUUUUAAAGCGUCAACCCCGCGUUGAAAAAGAAUGUAGCAACACUACUUUGGGAAUAAAAUUGUAUGGUGGCUUAUGGUUUCCUAUCUUCCUGUGAUCUGCCAUUUAUAGAAUAUUCCAAUGCAGUAGGUGAUGAUGAACAUUCAUAUUUAACCAGCAGACACUUUUCCACUGAGCUUUGUUUUUUUGCUAAUUCCUUAUUAACUGUUUAAUUCAGGUAUUUAGAUUGAAGUUCAUGUGAUUUUGUAAGUUUAGUGGGAACUUUACCACAAGGGUGGACUUUAUCCGAGGAAAAUAGACCUAUUGGAGAGUUUAGUAGCUGGGAGUAUUUAAAGGAAGUUUGAUAAAGAUACAGAAUUGAGCAAGAAAAUGAAGAAAAUAUUAAGCUUACAUCAGAGGAAAAUUCUUGACCCCGAGGGGUCAUUUCUUCAGAAGUGGAAUAAAAUAUUUGUACUCUAUUGUGUGGUUGCAGUGCUCUUGGAUCCGUUGUUCUUUUAUAUACCUGUGAUUAAUGGCAAAGAGAAGUGCCUUGAUUUGGACAAGAAAUUGAAUAUCACUGCUUGUGUUCUUCGUUCAUUCAUCGACAUAUUGUACUUGCUCCAUAUUCUCUUCCAAUUUCGUACUGGGUUCAUAGCCCCUUAUUCUCGAGUAUUUGGAAGGGGUGAUCUAAUUCAUGAUUCUUAUGCUAUAGCAAAAAGAUACUUGUCUUCCUACUUCAUCAUUGACGUUUUAUCAAUUCUUCCCUUUCCACAGGUGGGUGUUUUAGCCAUGACCCCCAUAAGAAAGAUCCCUAUUCCACUGAUCUCAAUGAAUUGGAUGGAAAUUGUCUUUCUCUUACAAAUCAUAACAAGACUUUACCGGAUCUAUCCACUAUAUAAAGAAGUGACAAGAACUUCUGGCAUAUUUACUGAAGUAGCAUGGGCUGGAACUGCUUUCAGUCUCUUUCUCUUUAUCCUAGCUGGUCACGGACUUGGAGCUUUAUGGUACUUGAUCAGUAUACAACGAGAAUAUAGUUGCUGGCGCAUUGCAUGUGAUAGACAUGAAUUUAGCUACGACUAUUUGUACUGCGGAGAACACCGUAUAGAAGACCAUGCAUUUCUAAAUGUUUCUUGCCCCCCUCUUGAAUCAAAUGAAAUAAAAGAUGAAACGGACUUUGACUUUGGGAUAUUCCUUGAGGCUCUUCAGUCUCGUGUGGUGGAAUGGAGAAAUUUUCCACGGAAAUUCUUUUACUGCUUUUGGUGGGGUCUCCGAAAUCUAAGUUCUCUUGGACAAAACCUCAAAACAAGCUCAUUCAUUGGAGAGAUUCUCUUUGCUGUCUUCAUUUCCAUCCUUGGAUUGGUUUUAUUUGCGAUGCUCAUUAGCAAUAUGCAGGAAAUAUAUAUACAACCUAUAACUGCUAGGAUGGAAGAGAUGAGAGUAAAAAGGAGAGAUUCAGAGCGGUGGAUGGCCUACCGCAUGCUCCCUGAGAAGAUGAGGAAGCGGAUUAGGCGGUAUGAAGAGUACAAAUGGGAUAGAAGCAGAGUUGUUGAUGAAGAGUCUUUGGUUUGCAGCUUUCCUAAGGACAUCAGAAGGGACAUAAAGCGCCAUCUUUGCAGGGAUUUAAUCGGGAGAGUUCCAAUGUUCGACAAAAUGGAUGAACAAUUGUUGGAUGAAAUAUAUGAUCGUCUCAAGCCAGUUCUUUAUACAGAGAACAGCCUCAUAGUACGUGAAGGGGAUCCCGUUGAUGAGAUGCUCUUUGUGAUGAGUGGCAAACUAUCGAGUGCAAGCACUGAUGGUGGGCGAACUGGAUUUUUCAACAAAGUUUAUCUUAUGGCUGGUGAUUUCUGUGGAGAAGAGCUUCUUACAUGGGCUUUGGCUCCCCACUAUUCAGCCAGUCUUGCCACCUCAACCAGAACAGUACAAGCUGUGACUGAUGUUGAAGCUUUUGCUCUAAUGCCUGACGACCUAAAAUUUGUGGCCACCCAGUACCGGUGUCUUCACAGCAAACAACUCCAGCACACUUUCAGGUUCUACUCACAACAGUGGAGAACAUGGGCAGCCUGUUUUAUCCAGUCAUCUUGGCGCCGAUAUAGGCGGAUGAAGCUUGACAAAUGUGUGCGUGACGGAGAAAAUAAACUUCAGAUCGCAUUGGCAAAAGAUGCUGGCACCUCUACAAGCUUUGAUGUUGGCCUUCAUAUGUCAAAAUUUACCACCAGAGCACUUGGAGCCCUGCGGAGGGAUCAUGCACGCUUAGCCAAAUCACCACCAAGAUUACCAGUUUAACUGUUUCACGAGGCCAGCUGAGCUAACCACCAGAGAUUGUGAAUGAGGUGUGGAUUUUCUUCUGAUUUUUAGAAAAUAUUCUGCUUCGUAUAACUCAGUUCAAGAGGUUUUUGUGUAUGGCUUAUACUUUUAACUUUAACAUUUGAUUAGAAGUAUGGUUGAUAUAGCUGUAACAGAAACAUUAUUUGGCUUUUAUAAUAUAUUUUUCUUUUAAAAUAGCAUUAUUAAUACUCGUAUUGAAAUUCAUAUGAUGAAAAUGGCAGCUAUCCAAAUCUUUCAUGACUGGUAACAAACUCUAAUUAUCAACACAUAAGGUCAAUUGCUGACAUACCAUUAUUAAGGAUUCUUUAUAUCAAUGUCAUUAUCAAUCAAACUGGAGGUGUGUGUCUGGAUAGAACUGAAUGGCAAUAAGUUAUAUUUUAUUUUUAAUUUUUUGAUGAUUAAGUUCAUUCAAAAGCAGCAAAAGGUGCUACCCAAGUACACACGGAGAUAAAGAGCAUAAUCAACGUAGAACGGGGUGUCGAUGAAUAUGGAGGCUGUUUGGACUGCCGAAUGGCUAAAUAAAGGGACUGACAUUUUUCAGAGUGGUUUUACAAGUCCAGUUCGAUUCACAGAGGUUUGACUGUCAAUAACAAGAAGCUUCACUUGUGAAAUACACUCCUUUCUCAGCCAAGUUCAUCUUUUAGGGCUCCGUUUCUGCAUUUUUCAGUAUUAGGUUGAAUUGUACCUAGCUUUAGCUAAUUUUUAGUAAUUAUCUUAUUUUAGUGAUUAGCUUCUUUUUUAUUAUUAUUAUUUUUUUUUUUUUUUUUUUGUGAUUUUUAGAAAUAUUGCCAAAUUGGCAUGCUUUUUUAUAGGAUUCCUUUUGUUUUCCGGAUAUUUUUCCCUAAAAAUAUACUGUAAAUUUGGUUUACACAUUUAUAAUAAUAUUUAAAUUUUCUCUGCAGCUUGUGUUUGAGAUAUAAUUUCCAUUCAACACAUAGUCAAACUAUAUA
Cornus florida is the source of this 4348-nucleotide messenger RNA. Its product is annotated as cyclic nucleotide-gated ion channel 1-like. Gene Ontology annotation, molecular function: monoatomic ion channel activity. NCBI's taxonomy places the organism in Eukaryota, Viridiplantae, Streptophyta, Magnoliopsida, Cornales, Cornaceae. Gene Ontology annotation, biological process: transmembrane transport; monoatomic ion transport. The transcript has 8 exons. The coding region runs from base 1464 to 3356 and encodes 630 amino acids. The record is from RefSeq and is a predicted model, not a curated record. Gene Ontology annotation, cellular component: membrane.